UCACGUAGUCUCAGGCCAUCAUUGCAGUGGCGUCGCCGACAUCGCAAGCAUUUUUUCGAUGUGUGCACGCGUCGCGAACCCUCGUGCCUUUUCCGCUUAGACAUCCGAGAUGGCUCGUGGUCCAAAGAAGCAUCUCAAGCGUCUUAACGCUCCAAAAGCAUGGAUGUUGGAUAAACUCGGGGGUGUGUAUGCCCCCCGACCAUCCACUGGUCCACAUAAACUCAGGGAAUCGCUCCCUUUGGUUAUCUUUCUUCGUAAUAGGUUGAAGUAUGCUUUGACUAAUUGCGAGGUUACUAAGAUCGUAAUGCAGCGCUUGAUCAAGGUUGACGGAAAAAUUCGCACUGAUCCUAAUUAUCCAGCUGGUUUUAUGGAUGUAAUUACAAUCGAGAAAACUGGUGAAUUUUUCCGCUUGAUCUACGACGUUAAGGGACGUUUUACUACCCAUCGUAUUACUGCUGAGGAGGCCAAAUACAAGUUGUGCAAAGUGAAGCGCGUCCAGACUGGUCCUAAAGGAAUACCGUUUUUAGUUACACAUGACGGUAGAACAAUUCGAUAUCCUGAUCCUGUUAUUAAAGUUAACGACACUAUUCAUCUGGAUAUUGCCACUAGCAAGAUUUUGGAUUCCAUCCGAUUUGAUUCUGGUAACUUGUGCAUGAUUACUGGAGGAAGGAAUUUGGGACGUGUUGGUACUGUCGUGAGUCGUGAGCGUCAUCCCGGUUCAUUUGAUAUUUGUCAUAUAAAGGAUGCUCAAGGACAUACCUUCGCUACAAGGUUGAACAAUGUCUUCAUCAUUGGUAAAGGCACGAAGGCGUAUGUGAGUUUGCCAAGAGACAAGGGUGUGAAGCUGUCGAUCGCUGAGGAACGCGACAAGCGAUUAGCGGCGAAGGGAGUGAACUAAUAAUGUACAUUUUCAAGAAAACAUCCAAUAAACCGAGAUUGCUUGGGACGUGUUA
Solenopsis invicta (red fire ant) is the source of this 953-nucleotide messenger RNA. It is a transcript of the gene RpS4, whose product is annotated as 40S ribosomal protein S4. Gene Ontology annotation, cellular component: ribosome; cytosolic small ribosomal subunit. Gene Ontology annotation, biological process: translation. NCBI's taxonomy places the organism in Eukaryota, Metazoa, Arthropoda, Insecta, Hymenoptera, Formicidae. The transcript has 6 exons. The record is from RefSeq and is a predicted model, not a curated record. Bases 110 to 898 code for a protein of 262 amino acids. Gene Ontology annotation, molecular function: RNA binding; structural constituent of ribosome.